AUGUUAACAGCCAGUAUAAGAAGAACAAGUGCCAAAACUGUUUUGGGAGGGCUAGCUGCCAUAGCUGCCGCAAGUUAUUUGACCAAACAUUUAAGUACUCUAAGAAAUGAUUCACCUAAGACUUUUCAAAACUUCAGAGGUCCAUUCUUUGGUUGGAUCGAUUUACCAAUCUCAAAAAUUGAAGAUCUAUCGAGUGAUGCAAGACGAUUCACGUUUAAAUUACCGCUAGAAACUCAAAUUAGUGGAGUUGAACCAAUUUCAUUUUUGCUAACAAAACCAACUGGCACUUGGGGUCCAUGGAACAUAAGACCUUACACACCAAUAAGCUCUCAACACAAAGAAGGGGAAAUUGAGUUUGUAGUGAAAAAAAUUGAUGGAGGUAAAAUGAGUUCACAUCUGUUUUCUUUAAAAGUUAACGACACUGUCUCUUUUAAUGGUCCUAUUUCAAGGAAGGCUUGGAAAGCGAACGAAUACGAUUCCGUGACCUUACUAGGUGCUGGUUCUGGUAUUACACCUCUAUAUCAACUCAUUAAUUCAAUUCUUCUAAAUCCUGAAGAUAAAACAAAAAUUACCUUAUUGUACGGAAAUAAAACUGCGGAAGACAUUUUAUUACACAGAGAACUUGAGGAACUGAAAAGCAAGCAUCCAGAAAGGCUAGCUAUCAAAUAUUAUCUAAGUAAUUCAUCAAAAAGUACUGAGUUUGCAAAAUCAGGUUAUAUUUCUAAAGAUGAUCUUAAAGAACAGAUCCCUAGCCCAGACGAAAAAACUUUCGUAUUUGUAUGUGGUCCUGAUGAGUUUGUGAAAGCCUACGCUGGUGCACAAGGUAGAUUACUUUCUCAAGGUAAGUUCGGUGGUAUUCUGUCAACUUUAGGAUAUAAUGAACAACAAGUGUUCAAGAUUUAA
This is a messenger RNA of Tetrapisispora phaffii CBS 4417, 903 nucleotides long. Its product is annotated as cytochrome b5 reductase family protein. Gene Ontology annotation, molecular function: cytochrome-b5 reductase activity, acting on NAD(P)H. The record is from RefSeq and is a predicted model, not a curated record. Lineage: Eukaryota; Fungi; Ascomycota; Saccharomycetes; Saccharomycetales; Saccharomycetaceae. The transcript has a single exon. Gene Ontology annotation, biological process: ergosterol biosynthetic process. The coding region runs from base 1 to 903 and encodes 300 amino acids.